AUGACGGCCUUCACUUUGCUGGCUUGCCUGCACUGUCUAUUACCUUUUGUUUCUCCUGCAAGAAACAUUUCGCUCAAGUGCAAGCAAGACACUGACAAAUUCCUUUCUGAUCUGAAUUCACUGAAGCCCAAAGAAUAUGCUCUGAGAAUGUAUGACUCGGUGGGGAAGCUUGGAAGCAACGUUCUCAAUGGCAACGUGGACAGGCUGGGAUCCUACAGUGAGUGCCUUUCCACUCAGGGCCCCGAGGGGAGUUUCCGGGGACAGUACUGCAAGCUUCACGUACUGCAGGAUGGAGCAGACUAUAGUGUGGGUGUGUGUGUCCCCGAUUCUUGUGCGGAAGAGGAUGUGACCAUGAUGUCUCAGCUGGAUGUUCUGCAGUUCAGAAAUACCUCAUUCUUGGCACCUUCCCUCUCCCUCUUUACAAGAAACUCUUCCUCCUCAUCUCGUGAAAGUGUGGCCAGAUGUGCUGCUGGGGUGUUGAGGCUGGACACGCUUGCUUCUGUGUGUCUGUUUAUCACCUUGCUGGGCCUUGUCCUUCCUGUAACUGGAACUGUUUACAUGGUGGCCAGGGGCUGGGGCUUGGACCUCAGGCCAUCCUCUGCACGUGGGGCUCCUCCUACAGCUUGUGAGAGUCUGCCUUUGAGAAACAUGCAGAGCAAUGGGCAAAGAAACAGGAGCCCACAGACCAACUGCCAAGCUCAGCUCUCCCCACCAGGAUGCCUGAGCAGAGGGAAAAGGUUUCUAGGAGCCGUGGAUGGAGUUCUGCAGUGCUUUUCUUGGCAGAAGAACAUGCCAGCCAUCUGCACUCCAGAGCUGCCAGGAAGCACCUGCCAGACACUGAAUGGGAUCCGUGUCCUGAGCCUCCUCUGGAUUGUCUCGGGACACACCAGUCAGAUGACCGCUUGGCUAUCUUUGGAUAAUGUGCUUGAGUGGAAAGCCAGAGUGCCCAGGAACCCGCUGUACCUCUACUCUCGGAGCGGCCCAUUCUAUCUCGGAGUGGACACAUUUUUCCUGAUCAGUGGUUGGCUAAGUGCAAGAUCAUUUUUAAAGAUGCAGCACAACACCAGUGCAGGAAUAACCCCUAAAGUCAUUCUCAGAUACUUUCUCAAACGCUUUACAAGGUUGCAGCUUCUCCACCUGUACUCGGUGUGCUUGCUGGUUGGACUCUUCUCUUUCAUACCCUGGGGACCUGUCUGGGAAGUGGCCCAGUUCCACGGGGAUAACUGCCGGCAAGUUUGGUGGACAAAUCUGCUGUUGCUGAAUAACUUCGUGUCUGUUCAGAACGCUUGCAAUGGCUGGACUUGGUACCUUGCCUGUGACUUCCAGUUCCACCUCAUGAUGCCGCUGAUCUUCUUCGUCCAUGGAAAAAGUAAACGCGUCCUUGUCCUCUUCGGGGCUCUGCUGUUCCUGGCAUCUUUCACUGCCACUGCUCUGCUCACACUGGCUUACAAACUUCCAGUUGCAUCUCCGUCAGCAGCCAGUGAAGAUGAAACCUUACUGUAUUUCUCAGAGUAUUACACCAAGCCCUACUGCCGGUGCGGCCCAUUCCUUGUGGGCCUCUUCCUGAGCAUGUUCAUGCAUUCAGACUGCCCUGCAAACAUCCUCAAAUCUACGGUACAGGCCAUGCUGGGCUGGACCUUCUCUCUGCUGACUCUGUUUGUAGUUGUCGCCCUGGCAUAUAUCAUGGAUGACAGCUCUCCCACCUCUUCCAUGGCUGCUGCCAUCUACCAGGCCCUCCAUCGGACCCUAUGGGCGGCAGCUGUGGGCUGGGUCAUUUUUGCCUGUCAGGAAGGCUAUGGAGGACUGGUGAAGCGUGGGCUUUCUUGUGGCCUCUGGAGUCUCCCAGCCAGCAUCAGCUAUGCCUGCUACCUCCUCCAUCCCACUGUGAUCAUUCUUUAUAACGGACUGCAGGAGACCCUGAUUCACUACACCGACACCAAUAUGUUCUAUCUUUUUUCUGGACACUGUGUGCUGACCUUCCUCUGUGGCCUGGCCCUGACCUUGUUCAUCGAACGGCCAUGGCAGGAACUGAAGUGGGGCCUGUGGAGACCAGUGUCUGAUGGACCAUGAGCGUUCCAACUGAAACCCAAGAGAACCACAGGCCCUCUGGUGGUGACACACAGAGGCAGGGCCUCCUCUGGGGUGUAGUGAACACCUGUGGUCCUUAGAUGAGAUCUGAUUUUGUGAACAUUUACUGCUACAAUGU
This is a messenger RNA of Acomys russatus (golden spiny mouse), 2206 nucleotides long. RefSeq names its product O-acyltransferase like protein-like. Gene Ontology annotation, molecular function: acyltransferase activity, transferring groups other than amino-acyl groups. NCBI's taxonomy places the organism in Eukaryota, Metazoa, Chordata, Mammalia, Rodentia, Muridae. Bases 1 to 2070 code for a protein of 689 amino acids. The transcript has 15 exons. The record is from RefSeq and is a predicted model, not a curated record.